UGUAAGAUGUGCUUCACUGCUUCCACACAAAACAGUAACAUCAUCUCUCAAGUCAGAGGCACUGCUGCGUGUAGGGAGUGUCGUGUUGUAGCAAGAUGAUUUCUCUGAAAACUGGGUGGACUCUUCUCUGUGUAGCUUCUAUUGUGUCUGGCUAUGAAAUAUGUUACGAGUAUAGCAGUUUUCAAACCAAGGCAUUAACAUGUACUUACUCAUGCUGUGGGACAAGCUCUAACCGAUAUUGCUGCUCUAACGGCGGGAGUUCUUCAACGACGGGACUGAUAAUCGGGGUCGUGGUUGGUGUCGGUGUCUUGAUCGCCGUGAUUGCAGGAAUAGUCGUGUGCUGUGUCUGCUGCUGUAGGUCAUCCGGAGGUCGCCGGGGUCAGGUAGUGACCACCAGCCAACAACUUACCGUCAUAUCUGCAGGCGGGAACCCACCCACUGCUGCAUAUAAUGCAGGAUAUGUCCACACGGUUCAGCCUCCUCCUGGAACACCUCACCCUCCACCUACUGGGAUGGCGGAACCUCCACCACCCUACUCUCCUCAGAUAGGACCAGGGCCAGUACAAGCCCAUUCUCCAAUGGGAGGACAAGCCGUCCAUCAACCAAUGGCAGGACAAGCCGUCCAUCCACUAAUGGCAGGACAAGCCUUCCAUCCACCAAUGGCAGGGCAAGCCGUCCAUCCACCAAUGGCAGGGCAAGCCGCGAAUCCACCAAUUGCAAGACAAGGAAAUCAACCAAUGGCGAGACAAGCAAAUCCACCAAUGGCAGGACAAGCCGCCUAUCCCCUACCAAGUAGAGCAGCCCCUCCGGCUACAUCUGUUGCUCCUACAAUGGGUGACAAUUCUGAACAUACCAAAGCCAUGAGAACAAACGACACUGACAAGCACGUGUAUUCAAGCCUACAGUGGUAGAGAACUAUUCGGUCCAAAACCACAUUGGUAAACAUAAUACGCAGAAUAGUGCAAAUGUCAUACGGGAAACAAGGUCUCUCGUCAACAAGCCUCAUGCCAUUAUUGUGGUACAAGUGGUGACAAGUGGUGAACGCUGACAAUGCUCACGUCGAUGGUGAAUAUUAUCUUAGUUUGUAAAAUGCUCAGUAUCAUUGAAAUUCUGAGGCUGAGGAUAGUUGAAAGGUUCACUGAUUUUCAGUGAUCCAUUCAUAUAAUGUUCACAACUAUUUUCCUUUUGACGCAAAAUUGAAUCUGUUUCGGCAGAUAAUCGAGACAGAUUACUCUCUGGUGUUGACGUUAAAUAAAUAGAAAAGAACUCCUGUGAGAUUUAUCUUCAUACUGGAAAGAUAAACGAACACAUUUAUCUACUCCUAGGGCAGAGUGAAGUCGAGAAACAUUUGUUAAGUGUAGCUAACGAAUUUUAUGCUAAAAUAUACACACACUAAUUUUCUUUAGAGUUUAUGUUUUUCAUAAUAAUACAUACAUUUAUGCAAACAUGUUAUCGCUUGCAUAUUGGAUUUAACCUAAUACAGCUGACUUUCCGGCAACACGUUAUUUUAUGUAUAUUUUUAGAUUUUCUUAAUUAUUUCAUAAGAGCGUUUCGCAGAAUGUCACAACUUCAGCAACCAAAAGUUAUCUUUUUUAAAAUGAUGUUUGAGGAAACAUGGCACAACACGGGCGGACAUACGAUAAUAAUAACACCAAACUUCAAAACCAUAUAAUGCAUUUUGAACAAUCCUUAUACCAAAUUGCCUCUGUAACUCUCAUAUCAAUGACGAAAUCAGUACUAUGCAUAUUGCACGUGCACGAGAAUUCGUGGAAUUAUAAUUCUUAAAAUGGUAUAUGUUCCUCAAACAUUAUUGUCUCACAUUUGAGAGAGGUUUUAUGGGGAAAGUUAUGAUUUUAGUAUAAUAAAAGCAAUUGCAAACACACCAGUCUCUGAUCCUUUAAUUCUACAAUUCAGCCUAUUAAUGAAUAUUACACUCAAACAAUCACUCAUCC
This is a messenger RNA of Haliotis rufescens (red abalone), 1952 nucleotides long. RefSeq names its product MAGE-like protein 2. Bases 96 to 911 code for a protein of 271 amino acids. The transcript has 4 exons. The record is from RefSeq and is a predicted model, not a curated record. NCBI's taxonomy places the organism in Eukaryota, Metazoa, Mollusca, Gastropoda, Lepetellida, Haliotidae.